AUGGCUUCGAAGAGGAUUUUGAAAGAGCUUAAGGAUUUGCAGAAGGAUCCUCCUUCUAACUGCAGCGCAGGUCCUGUGGCUGAGGACAUGUUCCAUUGGCGAGCAACUAUCAUGGGACCUCCUGAUAGUCCUUAUGCUGGAGGAGUAUUCUUGGUGUCUUUUAAGACAAGGGUAUACCACCCAAACAUCAACAGCAACGGAAGCAUUUGCCUUGAUAUCCUAAAAGAACAGUGGAGUCCUGCUCUUACCAUAUCCAAGGUUUUGUUGUCGAUCUGCUCACUGUUGACAGACCCGAACCCAGAUGAUCCUCUAGUGCCGGAGAUAGCUCACAUGUACAAGACGGAUAAAUCCAAGUACGAGUCAACUGCACGAAGCUGGACACAGAAGUACGCCAUGGGAUGAUAAUAAGAAAGACUCGAGAGAAGUUAAUGUUAUUUUGCAUCCAAAAUAUUUUAAAACUUUUAAGAAGAAAAUGCAUGCGUUGGAUUUGGUAAAACGCUAUUAUGUUAUCUUAGAUGCUUUUACUCCUCUGCUUUGAUCAUUAUUCAGCUAUUUACUGAAUUUACCACAAUUUGAGAU
Messenger RNA from Eruca vesicaria subsp. sativa (arugula), 579 nucleotides. Lineage: Eukaryota; Viridiplantae; Streptophyta; Magnoliopsida; Brassicales; Brassicaceae. The record is from the annotation of a GenBank genome assembly.